Mya arenaria is the source of this 1490-nucleotide messenger RNA. RefSeq lists its product as uncharacterized. The record is from RefSeq and is a predicted model, not a curated record. NCBI's taxonomy places the organism in Eukaryota, Metazoa, Mollusca, Bivalvia, Myida, Myidae. Bases 55 to 906 code for a protein of 283 amino acids. The transcript has 9 exons.
CUCGAACAUCCGUCUGAUUGAGACUAGUCGGAGUUUCAUCUGAAAGCAGACGAAAUGAUGUCCACGUUUUUAUGUGUGUUGUUGCUAGGCGUUAUUCUUGUGGCCAGUGUCCAAGGAUUGACCGAGGACCAGCUUCAGCAGAUUUUGGGAAAUGACAAGGGGGCACCGGCUUCUGACGAUGUCGGAUGGUAUCAUAAAACCAAGACCAGGAAAGGUGCACCGGCUUCUGACGAUGUGGGAUGGUAUCAUAAAACUAAGACCAGGAAAGGUGCACCGGCUUCUGACGAUGUGGGAUGGUAUCAUAAAACUAAGACCAGGAAAGGUGCACCGGCUUCUGACAAUGUCGGGUGGUUACAUGUAACCAAGACCAGUAAAGACCCGGCCCCUUGGUGUCAGUCGCAUAUUUCCGGGGCUGAUUGCUGUUUGCAAAGGACGAUGCACGCACACGGGAGGACAUAUCACUUGAACGCUUGUGUGAACGUGGACUUCCACCCCCAUGCAAAUGAGUACUCGGUCUACUUCAGUGUGAAUGGGUACUCCCUCUUCCACAAGGACACAGACCUGAAGAUGAAUGAAAUGGAGGAAUGUUUCUCGGCGUCCCAGCUGGCCCCUGGUGCCAAGAUUUGCAUUAAAUUGUACAAGAUCAGCACGAAACGCAAGCGUAUGUGCGCUGCCCUGGAUGGCAAGGCUGUUAUCAAGGGCGUUGAGAAUAAAGUUCAGCUGGACUACGGAUGUUUCCAAAUCGGUUCCGGAGACGAGAACGAGGAUGAGCAGGUGCCCGUUGGCAUGGAAACAGAGGAGCAGGCAACAAAUGCUGAGAUGUACCGAGCUCUCUCUGAUCAGCUAGAUCAGAGAGAUGGGGGUGAGGAAACGACCUCUACCGAAGAUGACACACUGCGUUUUUAAAUUUGAUUCCGCAGUGUUAAAUAUGGAAUUCAAGUCAAAAUAUGGAAAGCUGGUCGAGACAUUCCAAUUUAUAGUUGCUACUUGACACUUGUUAAUUAAAAAUAGUCAACCACCUAUUUGUCUUUGCUAUUAAAAUAAUUAUUUAUGAAAUGUUUUAACAAAAUACAGUCAUGUGGAUCCCUUUGUUAAACUAUAUGCGCUCAAAACAGCAUCCUGCGAUUAGCAAAUAUCAAUCGGAAAAUGGCAAUUGGCAAUUUAAAAUAUAGCAUGUCAUAGCCGGAUUUCCAUAUUUAUGGCAACUCAUGUUUUCAUUUAAAAAAAUAUAAUCAUAAAAAACUAGCGAUGAUAAACGUUGUCAAUAUGACCGUGUUAUUAUGUAAAACAUAUUUAAUUAAUUUGGAAAUGGAAAUUCAACAUCAUGACGACCAUUUUUACAAUGUCAUGAUAUCUGGCAAUAUAUAACAUUUUGUUUCAAUCCCAAACAUGCACGUUUAAUCAUAAUCAAUAAAAUGAUAUGGUUUGUGUUUUUCCUUCCAUUUUGCAACAACAUAUACUUGUCAAAUAAAAGAUCGUAUAUCCCUAAA